AUGUUGUCAUUACCUUCAACUUCUUCGUCCAUUUCUAGAAAGAAAUAUGAUGUUUUCUUGUGUUUUAGAGGUGAAGAUACCCGCAACAACUUUACCGAUCAUCUCUAUGAUGCUCUAAGUAGGAGUGGGAUCCUCACUUUCAGGGAUGAUCCAAAGCUGGAGGCCGGUGAAGAGAUCGCGCCAGAACUCCUUAAAGCAAUUCAGCAAUCAUGGUGCUCGGUCAUCGUUUUUUCACAAACUUAUGCCUUUUCAAGUUGGUGCUUGGAGGAGCUUGCUGAGAUUGUUAAGCAAAAAAACGACAUGGGACAUAAGGUAUUUCCAAUUUUCUACAAUGUGGAUCCAUCCGAUUUAAGAAAACAGAAAGAGAAAGUUGAGGAGGCCUUUGCCAAACACGAAGAGAGAUACAAGGAAGAUAGAGACAAGAUCCAAAGGUGGCGAAAUGCUUUGACUCAAGUGGCAAACAUCAAGGGAUGGCAUUUAAAUAACAGGCAUGAAUCAGAAUUUAUUAGAGACAUUGUUAAGAAGAUAUCGGCAAAACUAUGUCAGACAUAUUCAGUUGCUCAUAGUGACUUGGUUGGAAUUACUGUACCCUUGGAGGAUUUAUAUUUGAAAAUAAACAUAGGGGAAGAUGAUGUCCACAUUAUAGGAAUUUGCGGAAUGGGUGGCAUCGGUAAAACAACACUUGUAAGAGUUGCUUAUGAUCAAAUGUCGCCUCAUUUUGAAGGUAAAAGCUUUCUUGCUGAUAUUCGAGAAGUUUCAGACAAAUGCGGACUAGUUUUUUUACAGAAACAACUUCUUUCACAGGUCUUUCAUGGUGAAUGCUUCAAUUUUUUUGAUGUCCAUGAAGGGAGUGCCAUAAUUAGCCAUAGAUUAUCUCACAAAAAGGUUCUUGUUGUUCUUGAUAAUGUUGAUAACAUGCAACACCUAAAAUGCUUGGUCGGAAGGCAUGAUUGGUUUGGAUUAGGGAGUAGAAUCAUUGUAACAACAAGAGACGAACAUUUGCUUCGAUGUUACCAAGUUGAUGAUGUGUAUAUGCCCACAACACUGAAUCCCAAAGAUGCGCUUCAACUUUUCAAUCUGAAAGCUUUCCAUAGUGAUACAAUGCCGAAAGGUGAUUUCGUUGAACUUUCUAAACAUGUCAUAAAUUAUGCUGGUGGGCUCCCUUUAGCUCUUGAAGUUUUGGGUUCCUUUUUGUGCGGUAGAGAUGCGACUCAAUGGAGAAGUGCGAUUGAAAGACUUAAAAGAGAUUCUAAUAAAGAAAUUCUCGAGAAACUUCGAAUCAGUUUUGAUGGACUGGAAGAAACGGAAAAGAAUAUAUUUCUAGAUAUAGCAUGCUUCUUCAAUGGGGAGAAGAAAGAUUUUGUAAUCAAAGUAUUGGAUGGUUGUGAGUUUUUCCCAGAUAUUGGCAUUGAUGUUCUCAUUAAAAAAUCUCUCAUAAAAGUCGAUGAACACAAAGAUUUGAGGAUGCAUAACUUGUUGCAAGACAUGGGAAGAAAAAUUGUUAAAGAAAAAUGUGUUGAUGAACCUGGAAAACGUUGCAGAUUGUGGGAGGAAAUGGACGUCCAUCAUGUCCUAACAAAAAACACAGGAAUCGAGCAAGAUGCUCAAUUUGAGCGUCGAUACCUUCUCGAAGAUGAAAAAUUUGAGAUUGCUCAAAGUACUUUGCGUAUCAAACCCUUGUUUAAGUUGACAAUGAUCAACCUCAAAGGGUCCCAAAACCUCGUCAAGACACCUGACUUCACAACAGCACCAAAACUUGAAGCUUUGAUUAUGGAAGGUUGUACCAGAUUAGUAGAUGUCCAUCCAUCAAUCGGAGUGCUUAAGAGCCUUAAACUUUUGAAUUUAAGAGACUGCAAAAGUCUUAGGAGUCUUCCAACCAAAAUUGGACUGGAAUCUCUUGAAACAUUAAUUCUUUCAAGUUGCUCAAAUCUUGUAAGAUUUCCGGAGAUUGUUGGGAAAAUGGAACAUCUAAAAACUCUUGAUUUCUCUAGUUGUUAUAAAAUUGAAUAUUUGCAAGUGAAUUUGCAGCAAGUAGAGUUUUUGGAAGAGCUUGACUUGAGUGAAACGAGCAUAACAGUGCCACCAUCUUUCAUUCUUCAAUUGAAAAAUAUUAAAUGUCUAUCUUUCAAUGGGUGCAAGGGACCAUCAAAUAAGUUACUACCAAAUUUGACUUCUCUUUUCAAGGUAACCCAAGGAAGAAGGACGAAUCCCAUGGCUCGGAUGUUGCCUUUGUUGUCAGGUUUGAGUUCUUUAGGAAAGCUAAAACUAAGAGACUGCAAUCUUUGUGAAGGAGAUAUUCCACGUGAUAUUUCUGGUCUAUCCUCUUUGUCGCUUCUUGAUCUUAGUGGUAACAAUUUCACCAGCAUACCUGCAUCUCUUUCUCGACUUUCCAAGCUUUAUUCUAUUAGAUUGUCAAAUUGUAAGAUGCUUAAAUCGUUGCCUGAGCUUCUAACAAGUAUAGGAACGGUGUGGAUAGAUGGUUGUUCUUUACUUGAAGUAGUUGCAAGUCCAUCAAAAGUUUGCAAUUUAGUGGAUUCGGGUUUCAUUCAAGCCGUUAACUGCUUCAAAUUGGCUGAGAAUAUCAAUGCAUUAACUCUGCUAAAACAACAUCUUAAGGCAUUUGCAAAUUCAAGAAAAGAGUUUGAUAUUAUUAUGCCCGGAAGUGAAAUUCCAGAAUGGUUUAGCCAACAAAAAAGUGACUCUUCAAUUCAGAUACCCCGACCUAUCGACCUUCGGAAAGAUAAUCAAUGGAUUGGAGUUGUUUGUUGCUGCAUUUUUGUCAAUAAUGAUGCUUCAUGGGAUGAUGAGUCUAUCAUGUGUGGAGCAUUUAUCAGAAAUGCUCCACAGAAGAAUAUGAAUGGCUGGACGCUGGGUAAAAUGAUUACAGAGCCCACAAUGAAAGAUCACCUUUUUCUUCGUUAUUGGUCGCGUGAUCAUUUUGAUGGACACUUUCAUUUUUAUGGACACAAUUUAUUUCCCUUGGAGGAUAAAUUUUAUUACUGUGAAACCAAUGAUUUACGGAGAACAGAUUUCUUAGAUGAAAGAUGCAAUGUGCUUGAGGUGUCUUUCAACAAUAAAUUUGGACACAGUGUUAAGGUGAAAAAGUGUGGUGUUAGAAUAGUGUAUGAGAAAGAUUUGGAAGAAAUCAGAGAGUUGCAGUGCCAUACCACUCAAUCUUCUCCAAAUUUUGAACACAUCCACCACCACUUUGCACACAACGAUAGAUCAGUAGGUAGCACUUCUGACAUAAAAUGA
Gossypium arboreum is the source of this 3255-nucleotide messenger RNA. Its product is annotated as disease resistance protein RUN1. The record is from RefSeq and is a predicted model, not a curated record. Gene Ontology annotation, biological process: signal transduction; defense response. Gene Ontology annotation, molecular function: protein binding; ADP binding. The coding region runs from base 1 to 3255 and encodes 1084 amino acids. The transcript is spliced from 5 exons. Lineage: Eukaryota; Viridiplantae; Streptophyta; Magnoliopsida; Malvales; Malvaceae.